GGGACUCGGUCCGCGCAAGGACGGUUCAUCGUUCGAAAACUGGUCUCAGAAUCGGAGCGUGACAUUUUCCGAAUACUGUUCUCCGUGUCCACACGAUUCGCUGACCGACCAUCCUGCUGGGCGAGAGAUCUUCAUGGAGGCGAUCCCGGACGUCAAAAUCGAUGAUGGACGCUUCAAGUAUGUGUUAAUCCGAGUGCACGACAAGAAUUCCGACGAUUCGAAACUCAUAGUGAGAGGGUCGGCAAAGUGCUCGUACCACAUGGACAUUUACGAGCUCGCUCAGAAAGAAAUCGAGAGGGAUGACAGAUUCGACCUCGAACCUCAGGGAGGAGGAAGAAUCCUGCACAACGCUAAGGAGAAACGCAUCGAAGUUUUCGGCUAUUCGGUCGAUCUUGGACAAGCGAAACAUACCGAUACGUGUGAUAUUCUGAAGAAGCAUUUCGCUGAGUAUCCGCCCGAUAACAUCAUUUGGACGAACGAAGGUUACUAAUCGAAGACAUCGACUCGUUCCGCCAUCAGUCUGAAUGAGUCUAUCGAUCGCUGUUCAUAGGCAUGCAACGAGCUUGACAAAAUCGAUGUAGGUAAACUGGUAUCUCCUGUGUGACCAAUAAAUGCAUUGU
Molecule: messenger RNA, 620 nt
Organism: Galendromus occidentalis (western predatory mite)
Lineage: Eukaryota; Metazoa; Arthropoda; Arachnida; Mesostigmata; Phytoseiidae
Product: 14 kDa phosphohistidine phosphatase
Exons: 1
Coding region: 134-490 (118 amino acids)
Biological process (GO): peptidyl-histidine dephosphorylation
Cellular component (GO): cytosol
Molecular function (GO): protein histidine phosphatase activity
Source: RefSeq, a predicted model, not a curated record